AUGAACAAACAAUUGGCUUUUGACGAGGAGGCCGCACUGCACUCGGGGGUGGUUCAGUCAAGCUACUUAUAUAGCUGUGUGCAUGGAUCGCUGUCACAUAUUUACCAACGAACCACACUGAUGCCAGCCAAACUCGGAUACUGGAAAAUAAGAGGGCUCCAACAACCCGUUCGACUCUUGCUCGAAUACCUGGGUGAAGAGUACGAAGAACAUUUGUACGGUCGCGAUGAUAGGGAGAAGUGGUUGGGCGAUAAAUUCAACAUGGGAUUGGAUUUGCCAAAUUUACCAUACUACAUUGACGAUAAGUGCAAACUGACUCAGUCAGUGGCCAUAAUGCGGUACAUUGCGGAUAAGCAUGGAAUGCUUGGUUCCACACCCGAGGAACGAGCUCGAAUUUCGAUGAUCGAAGGAGCUGCAAUGGAUCUUCGGAUGGGUUUUGUUCGUGUUUGUUACAACCCAAAAUUUGAAGAAGUGAAAGGAGAUUAUCUGAAAGAACUGCCAACAACAUUGAAGAUGUGGUCCAAUUUUCUUGGAGAUCGUCACUAUUUGACAGGUUCUUCAGUUAGCCAUGUGGACUUUAUGGUUUACGAAGCAUUGGACUGUAUUCGUUAUUUGGCACCACAGUGUCUGGAGGACUUCCCCAAAUUGAAGGAAUUCAAGAGUCGUAUUGAAGAUCUUCCAAAAAUCAAGGCAUACAUGGAAUCAGAGAAGUUCAUCAAGUGGCCUUUGAACUCGUGGAUUACUUUUUUCGGUGGUGGAGACGCUGCACCGGCUUGA
This is a messenger RNA of Fasciola hepatica (liver fluke), 777 nucleotides long. The record is from the annotation of a GenBank genome assembly. Lineage: Eukaryota; Metazoa; Platyhelminthes; Trematoda; Plagiorchiida; Fasciolidae.